Nematostella vectensis (starlet sea anemone) is the source of this 3457-nucleotide messenger RNA. RefSeq names its product protein FAM214A. The record is from RefSeq and is a predicted model, not a curated record. Bases 413 to 2473 code for a protein of 686 amino acids. Lineage: Eukaryota; Metazoa; Cnidaria; Anthozoa; Actiniaria; Edwardsiidae. The transcript has 14 exons.
GUAUCUGCUUAUUGCAAUGAAAGUACUCCGAAUUUGCGAUACUCCAUACUAUUCCCAUUCUCUAGCAGGAGAACAUAUUGGCAAUUAUUUCAGGAAACACACAUUUGUUAUUUUCUGUAGCUCAACCAGCUCUGAACCGGGAGUGAACUCUGUGAUUUUACUUCCGCCGUUUGACUACAAUGGCUAAUGAUUAUUGAUUAGUUGUUCUGAGCCAAUCAUAUCGCUCAAAAUCAGUCGUAAAUGUUUUGCUUGGCUCCAAAUAGCGACAAAAAAGUUCGGGAAAUCAACUGAAUUUCAUCAGACUGACGUUGGAAUAUCCUAGAAAAUAUAUUUACAAUGGCCUAUUCUACUGAGACAUACAGCCUAACGAACCCCUUCAUCAGCUAGGACUAUUUUCGGGGGAAAACUAAGAAUGAAGCCUUUAGAAGCUUAUGACUUUGAUGGUGAAAUGGAAUGUGAAAUGCAGCCAAAGGAUUUUUUUGUAAAUGUUGGCAUGCUAGUCAUUGAGGGACGAACACCAGAACUCUCCAAGAAGGGCCGCGUGGAAGGAAAGCACUGUCCAUCCAUCACUGGGAUGGUUACCCAUCAAUGUGAUAAAAUACCUCAGUGUCAGGAAGCAUUGGCAAGAAGAAAAAGAAUGGAAUACUUGUGGCAGAGGGAUAAGUGUUUCACCAUAGAUGUACUACUCUCCCAGAUUAAUGACCCAGGGGAAUCAGAUGUUUUGAUAGAGCAGUGGACUGUUGAAGUAGUUGGCAGUUUUAGUGGCAGUCACCUAACAAGUUGCAGUAUGCUGAUGCAGGCAGUGCGAUCAAAUAUUCAUUUCUCCCAACUGAGUGCAUGGUUCAGUCUCAGCAAGGGCACUCAGCCGUCUAACAUCAAAUAUGUAAUCCACCCAUCAUCCGAGACCUCAUCACCUAGUUUCCUACGAGACCCAAUCAGUCACGUGUUUCCGCUUGCAAGUUUGCCGGGUCACUCAGCCGUGUGUGUCAUGGUGAAGUCCUUCCCACGAUGUGAUGUCACGGAAAUCCUAGCUGAAGUACAGUCCCGGUUGCUUGGGCUGAGUGUUAGCAAUGGAACAAGCCAGGCGGCAAACGGCAGGCUGUCGAGUCAUGUCGCCAAUGGGAGAUCCCCAUUGAGAAAAAAGAUUCGAAAUCAAUGUGAGGAAGCUAGUACAGAACAAAAAAACUUCCAAAAGGGAACAAAAAGAACUGAGCUGUUUUCUGAUUCUGCCUGUAGUAUUGGUACGAGCUUACAGCAUAUCGAUUCUAGGAAUGGUUUUUCUAAUUUAAGUUCUCGAUUAUCAGAAUUAGACGAGACUGUGUCUCGAAUAGGAAAUUCUUUAGAGCCUGCAAAUGGCCCUAGUUUAAACGGCAGUAGAGAGAAGCUCCGUGAUCCCAUUGCCAAUGAUGGACACGAUCUUCCUCACGGCAACAACCUCGCCAUGGUGUUGGACGAGAAGAGCCGGAGUCUAAGCGAGGAAGGAAUUCCGUGCAAGGAUCUACGGCGCAUCUCUAAUGGUAGCAACAAUUUUACCAUUAAAACAAUCAAAUGUGCCACGAGCGAAAAACAGCAGACCAACAGGCAGUGUACUUCUCGCCAGGGCGGGUCCCAGAACGCGCGCGAUGUCGAUAUUCAUGCAGUCAAACAACCCAUAGAUAGGACCCCAUUACGGCGGUCGGUGGGACUACCCAUUGGCGCAUGUUCUGAGCCCGUCUUCAAUAAAAAGACUGGGCUACCUAUUUCGUCUAGCCCGGCUCCGCUACGCCGCUCAACAACAGAACUGGAUGAUGACUCUGCAAAUUUUAGCAGUGGCCUGUCAUGUAGUGUGGAUUACCGUGAGCUAGCGAAGAUCCUAAGUCGUAGUGCGCCUGCGUCAACCACGCAGAGUCUUCUGGGUAAUUUUGAGGAAUCAGUAUUAAAUGGAAGGAUGGACCCCGAAGGUGCAGUAGAUGGCUUCACGGCGGAGUUGAGCGCCAGCGGGAUGUUUUGUCCUGCACAUAUCAGGCUGCCUGUCAACGCCUAUUUCUACAGACUAUCUGACGAUGACGCCCCUUCGCCUUAUAUGGGCUAUAUACGGCUUGACGAGGGACCUAUUGCAAAGAAAGGUUAUCAUAUUCCUAAGAAGGGGACGAUUCAGCUGACGGUGUUCAACCCUAACGAAACUGUGGUCAAGGUAUUUGUGGCUGUUUACGAUGUAUCGGACAUGCCUCCCCUUACACAGACCUUCCUACGGCAGAAAACCUUCAGCGUCCGAAAGGGGCACUCGCUGUUUGAUCCAGAGGUCCAGCCCACCCUGCAGUACUUGCUUCAUUUGAGGUUCGCCAGUUCAAGGUCUGGUCGGAUCUACCUCCAUACGGAUAUACGCGUGAUCUUCGCGCGUCAUCCGCCAGAUCUAGGCAACAUGUAUUACCUGCACACCGCCACGGAUGGGCCAACAGACCCCAAGUACACCUCAAGACCCCGCCCCAGGUAACACAGACAUGGGAUAUACCACAUGAUGACUCUUUUUCAUGUAUUAGAAGCGAAGCGUGAAGGGAAGGAUUAUGGGCGCUGAUACCACGGGCUGUUGCCUAACCGAGAAUCGGCGUUUUUCUCCAACCGUAACGAGUCACGACUCAGCCAAGUUAUGUCACACAAAUGAAAUGAAUCUUAGUGGAAAAAAUCGACAUGUAUCCUUAGUGAGUACAGCUUUUUUAAACAGAUAUAGUCCUUUUAAAGAGUUAUUCAAGCAUUUUGUAAUUUAAGUGUAACUGCUCCGCCAGUUAUAUAUUUUUUAAACGAGUUCCUUUAAUAAUAAUAACUCAGUAAAAGGGUUAUAUUUGCUCUACAUGGUGUACUUGCUGUAGACUCCUGUCGUGGAUUUAUUUUGAGCCCCAGUAACUGGGUAAGCGGAUUUUUUAACUCGCCAUUCAAACUUCGUAUUACUUGCCAAGAUUCACAAGUAAAGAAACGUCUUUAAUCUGUUUAUGGACACGGGACACCCAUCUGGUGGUGAGCGGAUCACUGUUCUGUGAAAUGGUCAAUGAAUAAGAAAAUAGCUUUUUGAGCAACAGGCCCGUAGCCAGGUUUUUGAGCAAGGGGUUCGUUUACCCAUUUAGCGGACCAUUUUCUCUUAGCUCGCAAUGGUACUUGAUUUUCCUUCAUAAGAGCGGACCUUCCAGUCGAGUGGGAGGUUCUUCCGAACCCCCCCCCCCCCCCCCCUCCCCCUGGCUACGGGCCUGAGGAACAAAUUAUUUGCUGGUUCGUAUAGAAAAUAGUAAUAUCAGCGAUCAACAGUUUAGGCUUUGCGCGGCGUGCAGGAUGUGAAUGUGUUGUAACAAAAGGGCAUGCACCUGCGCAUGCUCAGGUAAAAAAAACAGCUAUUUAUUUAAAUUAAGCAAUAGAUAAAUUAUAUUAUAACAAUGAAUGUGUGGCGAAACAAAUUCUCCGUCAUCUCAAAUAAAUUUAUAUGUCUAAA